Periophthalmus magnuspinnatus is the source of this 1189-nucleotide messenger RNA. It is a transcript of the gene cdk21, whose product is annotated as cyclin-dependent kinase 21. The record is from RefSeq and is a predicted model, not a curated record. Gene Ontology annotation, cellular component: cyclin-dependent protein kinase holoenzyme complex; cytoplasm; nucleus. Gene Ontology annotation, molecular function: cyclin-dependent protein serine/threonine kinase activity; ATP binding; cyclin binding. Gene Ontology annotation, biological process: G1/S transition of mitotic cell cycle; protein phosphorylation; regulation of G2/M transition of mitotic cell cycle. The transcript has 8 exons. NCBI's taxonomy places the organism in Eukaryota, Metazoa, Chordata, Actinopteri, Gobiiformes, Gobiidae. The coding region runs from base 57 to 959 and encodes 300 amino acids.
UAUGGAGCAGAGCUGCGGCCAACUCCGGAAGGUUAAGUCCUAAACCUUGGAGCAGCAUGGACCUAGGCACGGCGCCAUUGUGCUAUGAGCUUCUUGCGGAGAUCGGAGAAGGCUCUUAUGGAAAAGUUUACAAGGCCCGAGAGGUGGGCGGACAACAGCGCCUCCUCGCGGUCAAGAAACUCAACAUCCGCGCAGACUCCACAGACACUGGCAUCCCUGCCUUCAUGAUCCGAGAGGUGGCGCUGCUGCUCAAAAUGAAGUUCUUCAACCAUCCAAAUGUUGUGAAACUGCUGGAUGCCUGUGCAGUUCCUGAGGGCCUCAGUAUGGACCUCACUUUGGUUCUCGAGUACAUUGACCAGGACCUCUCCUCCUACCUCUCCAAAGCCCCCCCCACUGGUCUCAACCUGGACUGCAUCAAGAGUGUGAUGCAGCAGCUGCUUCAGGGCUUGGACUUUUUGCACACAAACAUGGUCCUUCACAGAGACUUGAAGCCUGAGAACAUUUUGAUCAGCAGCCAUGGAGACGUGAAGAUCGCAGACUUCGGACUGGCACGACUUUACACUUUUAACAUCGCUCUCACACCUGGAGUGGUGACUUUGUGGUACCGAGCUCCAGAGGUGCUACUGAACUCUGUGUACAUGUCUUCUGUUGAUAUUUGGAGCGCCGGCUGCAUCUUCGCUGAGCUCUUCCUCCUGAGGCCACUGUUUCAGGGAUACACAGAGGUUCAGCAGCUCCAGAAAAUAUUUGAGGUGAUUGGUUUCCCCAGUGAGGAGGACUGGCCUAAAGACAGCCCCCUCUUGUACCAGUCACAUCAGGGCCUCGCGAGCUCCUGCACUAAACUACUGAGCAACCUGGGCCCAGAUGAGAGCAACCUCCUCUCUCAAUGUCUGGCCUUCAGACCCAGCAGCCGUAUCUCUGCUGCCAAAGCUCUGGCUCAUCCUUUUUUCAUGAAGAAAUGAAGAUUUUAUUUGUCCAAAGAAGCUGUGAAUCGUGAGCUCUAAAAUGUUCACAUCAUGAACUCUGAGUUACACCUGUGAGCAUCACCACACAGGGACCUAAACAAUGUUGCUGCUAAAACAGGAAGUUCUGUAUUUGAUGGGACCGGCCCUUUAAGGGAGGAGGUUUUGGUGUUCCUUGUAAUGUUUACAUGUAUUCUACACUUGCACAAAUGAUUACUGGAAAAUUAUCU